UCAUUCGUGUGAUGUGAGCAGUGCGGUUUCAUUUUGUGAAAUCUUAAUAAAAUAAUCAAUGCGAUGAGGUAGCACCGGUUAAUACAUAAUUUAAUCAACAUCUAAGUAAUAUGCCUUAAGGCUUUUGUGUUAUUCGAGGUCAAUAAGUUUUUACGGCAGUAUCGAACAUGAACAAUGCCAUCGUCGCCUGUGACGAAUAUGAAGUCAUUGGUGAAGGGCAAUGGCAGACUUUAGAGAACAGUGGUGAUGAGCAAGUUAUCAAAAUAUAUGGCUUCAAAUAUUCCAAAGUUAGAGCCAUCAUAUUCCACAGCACAUGCAUUUUACUAUGUGGACUGCCAUAUUUUGCUCUCUCCUACUAUCAAUCCUACAACAGACUCAAAUACAUAAAAUGCAGUUUGAAAACGGCUGAAUACAUUUGUGUUACCGACGCCGAUGGCUUGUUCAAAAUAGAAGAAGUAAAAGAAAUUGACCUGAACCUUUCGAACCAAAAAGACAAUAAGUUGCGAUUUUUUAUUUAUCAACACACCCGCUUCAUUUGGAUGCACGAACAAGGAACUUUCAUCAAUGUUUUGGCGCUUAACGAGAAGCUUACUCUCAGUUUGUUGAUGGAAGGUGCAAAUGGUAUAAACAAACGUCAGCAAAAUGAAUUGAUCAAGUUAUAUGGAACCAAUUCAGUGGAAGUUGAAGUUAAAAGCUACUGGACACUGUUUGUGGAUGAAGUCUUCAACCCGUUUUAUUUGUUCCAAGUAUUUUCCAUAAUCCUCUGGUCACUGGAUGAAUACUAUCAAUAUGCAUCAUGCGUUUUCUUAUUGUCUACUAUAUCUUGCAUGAUGGCAUUAUACCAGACAAAACAGAUGAGCAUCAACUUGCACAAAAUGGCGGGCUCUACGAGCGCGUUCACCGUGACAGUUCUGCGUCCGUCACGCGGCACGCGCGAGGAGUGCGUCGUCAACGCCAGUCGGCUGGUGCCUGGUGAUGUGCUGGUGUUGCCACCUGACGGCUGCGUCAUGCCCUGCGACGCCAUGAUGCUGACGGGAAACGUCAUUGUCAACGAAAGCAUGCUCACUGGUGAAAGUGUACCUGUAAUGAAGGGUCCCCCUUGCGCGACGGCGGAGGUAUACUCAACCGAGUUACACAAAAGAUAUACACUAUUUGCUGGCACGCACGUCAUCCAAACGCGAUUCUAUGGCAAUAAUCAGGUUCUAGCAAAAGUUGUCCGAACAGGCUUUUACACGGCGAAGGGAGAACUCAUCAAGAGCAUUCUGUUCCCCAAACAAUUGGGCUUCCAGUUCUAUAAUGACGCAGUGAAAUUCGUCAUGUUCAUGUUCUGUAUUGCCGCUGUUGGGAUGGCCUAUUCUAUUUGGCUGUAUGUUUUAAGAGGGAGUCCAGUCGGCACAAUAAUCCUUCGAACACUCGACAUCAUAACAAUCGUGGUCCCGCCAGCCUUGCCGGCCGCCAUGACAGCUGGCAUAGUGUACAGCCAACAGCGCCUGCGCAAAAACAAGAUAUUCUGUGUGUCCCCGCCCCGGAUUAUCAUGUGUGGGAAAUUGCAAGUCAUGUGCUUUGACAAGACUGGAACCCUAACCGAAGAUGGCUUGGAUUUUUACUCAGUAAUACCAGUGCAAGCCGAAGAGAAGUUUGGCCAGUGUGUGGUGGACGUCAACAACUUGCCAGCUAAAAGCCCUCUGGUCCAAGCCCUUGCCUCUUGCCACUCGCUCACCAGCAUUCAAGGACAACUAAAGGGAGAUCCGCUUGACCUGAAAAUGUUCGAAUUCACGCAAUGGGUACUCGAGGAGCCGGGGCCCGAGAACACUCGGUUCGACAACCUGACGCCCGCUAUAGUGAAGCCGGCCACCUCCCAGGAUGCUGACUUACAGAAUGUGGACUAUGACCCGUUUACUAUGGAGGUUCCUUAUGAGAUCGGUCUGCUGCGGCGUUUCCACUUCUCGUCGUCCCAACAGUCGAUGGGCGUCAUCGCUCGAGUCCUCGGGCAGCCGCAAAUGGUGUACUUCGUCAAGGGUGCACCGGAAAAGGUUGCCAGUAUGUGUAAGCCCGAAUCCCUGCCCGAGAACUUUAGUUCUGUGUUAAACGAAUACACGUCAAACGGGUUUCGUGUAAUCGGCCUCGCCCACAAAAAGCUGGACCGCAAAAUGAAGUGGGUGGACGCUCAAAGGAUCAAAAGGGAGGCGCUUGAGUGCGAAAUGAGUUUCCUAGGCUUUCUAGUCAUGCAAAAUAGCCUGAAACCAGAGACCACUCAAGUUAUUAGAGAACUGCACGAUGCAGGAAUCAAGCAGAUAAUGGUGACUGGGGACAACAUAAUGACGGCAAUGUCGGUAGCGCGGGGUUGUUAUAUGGUUCAGCCGCACCAAAAGCUGGUUUUGAUCACAGUCGGACAUCAGCAAACUGACCAUUCUAGACCACCUCUCAACAUGGAGGUGGUUGGUGAAGGCUGCCCCCCAAAAAUGUCUAUGGAUGCGUAUGUUCUCGCGAUGGAAGGCAAAACCUGGACUGUUAUUAGGGCCCAUUAUCCUGAACUCUUACCGGCUGUGUUGAGCAAAGGUCUGGUAUUCGGGCGCUUCGGGCCGGAUCAAAAGACCCAACUCAUCACGGCGCUGCAGGGCGAGGGUCUCAUCGUGGGCAUGUGCGGCGACGGCGCCAACGACUGCGGCGCGCUCAAGGCCGCGCACGUCGGCAUCUCGCUCUCCGAGGCCGACGCGUCAGUGGCUGCGCCGUUCACGUCUCAAGUGCAGAACAUCAGCUGCGUCAAGCUUUUGGCGCUGGAAGGCCGGUGUGCUCUCAGCACGUCCUUCGCCAUAUUCAAGUAUAUGGCUCUCUAUUCGCUUAUACAGUUCUUCUCUAUUCUCAUUUUGUAUAAUUUCUACUCCAUCCUGGGCAACAACCAGUUCCUGUACAUCGACCUGGUGCUGACGACGCUGCUGGCUCUCUCGCUCGGGCGCGCGCGGCCCGGGCCCGUGCUCACGCGCCGCUCCCCGCCCGUGUCGCUCGUCGCGCUGCCCAGCAUCCUGCCGCUCAUCCUGCAGGUAUCGUUGGUGCUAGUCAUGCAGCUGGCACCGAUCUACCUGCUCUACGCGCAGCCUUGGUUUGUGCCAGUCGUUGGGGGUCCAGAAGUGGAAGAAGUUAGAUGCUGGGAGAACACAGUGAUAUUUAUAAUUUCAUCGUUCCAGUAUUUGAUAAUGGCGUGCGUGUACGCUAAAGGAUGGCCGUUCCGUCAGCCUUUCUUUAAUAAUUACGCAAUGGUGAUAACAUUGCUGAGCCAGGCCGUGUUCGUGGUGAUGCUUCUUCUGUGCCCGUGGCAGUGGGCGGCGCGCCAGAUGGAGGUGGUGGAGGCGGCGCCCGGCAACGCGCCGCAGACCAUGUUCCGCGUCUACCUGCUCAUCAUACCCGUCAUACACCUUAUCUUGGCUAUAGGGAUAGAGGCAACACUAUCGGACACCGAGAAGUUCCGAACUCUGUUCAAAAUGGUGCGACGGCGCUGCGCCGACGUCGAGGAGCCGCCGCUCGAGGCCGCCUGCCCGCUGUGGGCGCCGCGCGAGCCCGCGCACGUCUGCUGACUGGUACGAGGCACUUUACGAGACGAACGGCUCUUACGGCUCUGGGCCCGAUUCUGAGACGUCAGUACUUGUAAUAAAGUCCACUAUAGCUUACUUCUUGAUGUAAUGGGACGGUGACUACCAUUGAGGUCGCAAUCGGGGAUUGGAUACCAACUCAACAGGCAAAUGAAAUUAUUUUCUGUGAAAUUACCAGGGUUCGAAAGGAUAAUUAUCGUGAUAGUAACCGAUGGAUAAUUAAAUUAUCGGUUGAUAAAAACAAAAAAAAUGCGCACGUGAAAAUGACCAGUAUUCGAAGUUUUCGAACGUGUAUUUCCGCACUUGCGUCUAGUGGUGGGCGUUAAUCUACAUAGAUAGUUGUAUAUAAAACCUAUCUAUUUAGCUCCAAAAUGUAAUAUUUCUUAUAAAUCCGAUAUUUAUCAUGAAGCGUAAUUAUCUUGAUAAUUUCGCACCCUGGAAAUUACGCAUGUUUGAAGUCCUGAAGCUCCUGUUUUCUAAUGGCAACUGACCAAAAAAUUAAUAACAAACCAGCUUUUGAUAAAUAAUUUAAUUUCGACGUUAUGAUUUUUGGAGUCCAAUCCCCAAUUUAUAUGUCGUGACCUAAUCCGUCACAGCAAACUUGAGGCUGACGUGACUCAAUUGGAUCGGAUUUUGGCCAAUUGAAUCUUGGAACUGUUAUAACUAUAUUAAGAAAUGGCGCCAACCAAAUCAUAGAAGUCUCAAAGAUAGGUAUACGUAUUAAUUGGUGCUGUCCUAUUUUAUAGAAGGAAAGAUAUAGACUGACUUUAGACAUGGAAAAUAUCUUGGAAUCGGGCCCUAUAAGUUGACGACAAAUUAAUAUGCUUGGCAAUGUGUUAUAGAGUAAUCUAAGCUAUUCUAUUGUACCAGUUUUAACUUAAAACUUUCCUAAUCUUCCCAAAGAAUGAUCAUUUUCUAAGAAAAAAUAUACUUAGCACGUUUUUAAAAAUUUAGUUUAGAAUAAAAACUGUUACAACAGAAUUCACAUUUAUUAUCAUUUGAGCAAUACUGUUGGCAUGUAAGUAACACAUUGUCAAAUAUAUUCAUUAUUUAUACACACCGUAACGACAUUCAAUGGAAAAUGUAGGAAGAAUGUCUCUAAGAAUAUGGGAUAACCCUUAUUCGCUACCUAAUACGAGGCAGUAUCAUCUAGUGAUAUGUGUGAUUAGUGAGAUAGUUUUAGACGAUUGAUCGCCGCCAAGCAACUUAAUGUGACCAAAAAUAUGUGUUAGUGAAUAUGUCAUGUCAUCUAUAGGAAAAUAAAUCUCGCAACCUACCAGUGUACACAUGCUUCUAAACAAUGUAACAUUCGUUGUCGAUUUCGUUUCUAUUACAUUUUUUACUGUAACGUAAAGUGUUCAUGAAAUUAAAUAUGUCAAUAAUGUUACUUGUCUAGAAAUAUUGUUUAGCUCAUGCCGUAACUAGCAAUCAAUUUUAUUGUAACAUUGAUCAUUCAAUCAAUUGUAACAUUGAUAAUUAUUUACCAACGUGUUGUUAACUGGUAAAUAUUGCAGGUAUUAUGUUUGCA
Ostrinia nubilalis (European corn borer) is the source of this 5115-nucleotide messenger RNA. Its product is annotated as polyamine-transporting ATPase 13A3-like. The transcript has 21 exons. The record is from RefSeq and is a predicted model, not a curated record. Gene Ontology annotation, biological process: polyamine transmembrane transport; intracellular calcium ion homeostasis. Gene Ontology annotation, molecular function: ATP hydrolysis activity; ATP binding; P-type transmembrane transporter activity. Bases 168 to 3572 code for a protein of 1134 amino acids. Gene Ontology annotation, cellular component: membrane. NCBI's taxonomy places the organism in Eukaryota, Metazoa, Arthropoda, Insecta, Lepidoptera, Crambidae.